GCCAUUAUAUAAGCUCCGGUGCCCGCUCAAAUCCCUCGAAGUUUCCUGUAAUGAGAAGUCCCCCUGUGCAGCAUUGGACCUCGAGCAGAUUGACAGCAUUUGCAGUUUCGACGCCAGCUGUUGCCAACGCAGACAUUAACUCCGCCUUAAUCCUUACACCGUCGCUUUGCCUGCGUCUCCCGCUGCUCUCGAGCUUCGUUUGCCUUAUUUCGCUCACGAACAUAUUGAGCCAUCGCACUCAAUCAUGACCGUCCCGACUGUUUACCAGCUGCGUCGUAUCUUGGACCUUGACGCUAGCACAUCAUUCAAAGCCCCGACCGUUACCGAGCAGACUUUCGACCCGUACUCCCAACAGCUCUGGAAGCGUGCGUUGUCGGUCAUGAAGCCCGAGGAAGUUUCGACUCUGAAGAUGUGGACGAGCAACGAGGAGCGGCUCGCGAUCGUCAAGGGUGGCGUAUCGCAUUUGAGCACAGAGGCCGAGCAAUGGCGAUACUAUGCUGCCCUAGGACCAAAGCCCGAGGCAAAUCAAUUGACUUUCGGAUGGCCGCUAGAUGAAAGCAAUACUUUCCCCAGCGCAUGGGAGAGCGACGUUCCGGAGGGUCGUCUGUGCCCGGAAAUCGAACAACACUCCGUUCCGGACCUCCCUGCCGUUUGCUGCAAAGACUCUGCUGGUGGUCUCGUUGACCAGUCGGGCGAGUUGCGAUUUGAUUCAAGCGGGUCAGGACCCGAGUCAUACGAGUUCCUCGCAAUGCUCCUCGUUAGGGCCGCCAAAGCAGUUGGUCAGGAGCACGACGGCAACACGCUCUAUACGUCAUACGGCAUGCGCGACGGUGUGUGGGCGCCGCGCACGGACACCUGUCUUGACGGCUGGACCGAAGAUUUGUUACGCAAUGCCAGGCUUAACGUUCCACCGCCGACAGUGUACAUCGCCCUGUACUUACUGUUCAAGCUCUCGCAGUUGACGGGACAGCACGUUCCGCAAGUCGAAGGGCCCCCUGAUGACGCCACGAGCGCGCGCAAAAGGGCCGCAAAGAACUUCGUGGAUAAGAUUCACAAGCAUGCAUGGGGACAAGUGAUUCUCAUCGUCUUGCCCUUGAUGCUUGCAAACAAGGCCCACGAUGAUAAUGCAUGGGGCAAUCCUUCUUGGCAUACAUUAAGCGGGAUCCCGUUGCUGGAUCUUGGCCAGCUGGAAUGGGAGUUCCUCAAGGUUUUGGACUUCGACACACAUGUAAAACUAGCUGAGUACAAGGCUUGGAAACACCACGUGGAUACUGUAUGGAGACAGGGCAAUUGGGACGACGUGGGCACGCAAAUGCCGUGGACGAGACUCGUACGGUCCGACGAUGGCCAGUCAUUCCAUUUCAUUCACGUGAGCGACAUGUAUUUGGAAAUGCGGAACAAACCGCUGCAGAAGGAAGGGACCCCGAAAUGGAUCCUUGAGUUGACGCGCAUGCGGGAAAAGCAUGAGCAGACCCUAAAGUUCCAUGAGAAAAGGCGGAUACUUUCACAGCAUGGCUUCGAAAGAACGCUCGCCAGCUACGAGAGCGACCGGAAACAAUCCCAAGCGGAGCUCCAAAUCAUCAACGAGCGUUACCUUGACUACGAGCGGCGGUACCGGGCACAUCUGGCCGAAUGGAAUCAGAUGGUAUAUGUUUUCGGAGUGCGUCCGACGCCGAGUGAUGAGAAGCAACACCUUUGGUACGGCGAGCAAAUGAUGUGGGAAUAUCAAAGAGCGCAGAAGGAGCAUCUCCGUCACCAGCAGCUGACUUUCAAGCUACAUCAGUUGGCGAAGUCCUCCUACGAGGAUUUCCGCAGUGAGCAGAAAACCAUAUGGUGUGCGAGACAACUGGAGCGGAAGCGAUUCUACGAUGCUUGCGUUGCGAUGGUCCCGAAACCACUCGCUAGGUCCGAACCGCAACACCCUUCGCCCCCGCAAACGAUACAGCCGACAACAGCCACUGAAGGCGCUGCCGAACCUACCGCGUGGACGUAUUUGAGACCUGAAAUCGCCCCCAACGCUGAGGAUGAAUCACCUCAUUGCUUCUCCUCCUCUCGACCACCAACGAUGUCUCCCGUAGUACCAGCGCCACCCGGGUUCUCUUCACCGCGGCUACGAAAGGCUUCCCCCCCGUCCGUUGUCUAUCUGUGCUCUGAGCCUGGAAAGAUUACCACCGGUAUACUACCUGCUGUACCACCUAAAAUCGCCCGGUGGUAUGUGCCCGCUCGGCGCGAUGGUAUCAGUCCGGGGUCGCUGCCACCCGGUGCCUCAUCCCUACGGCCACGAACAUCCGCUCCCGACAUUCCACCGGGCUUCCCACCUCCCAAGGCCAACUAUCGUGGUGCCGUUUCCCGCUACGGUUUCGGCCGAAACCCUGAAAAUUUGGAUACCAAUCCUGGAGGCGAAGGCGGCACUCCGCUCGCAGUACACUAGUAGACUUUAUAUGACUUUCCAAGUCCCAUUUCAGACACAGACUAUAUUGCGUUCAUUCACCGGGGCCUCUGC
This is a messenger RNA of Fimicolochytrium jonesii, 2503 nucleotides long. RefSeq lists its product as uncharacterized. Bases 245 to 2431 code for a protein of 728 amino acids. Gene Ontology annotation, biological process: regulation of cyclin-dependent protein serine/threonine kinase activity. The transcript has 3 exons. The record is from RefSeq and is a predicted model, not a curated record. Lineage: Eukaryota; Fungi; Chytridiomycota; Chytridiomycetes; Spizellomycetales; Powellomycetaceae. Gene Ontology annotation, molecular function: protein kinase binding; cyclin-dependent protein serine/threonine kinase regulator activity. Gene Ontology annotation, cellular component: cyclin-dependent protein kinase holoenzyme complex; nucleus.